Lonchura striata (white-rumped munia) is the source of this 1623-nucleotide messenger RNA. The record is from RefSeq and is a predicted model, not a curated record. Lineage: Eukaryota; Metazoa; Chordata; Aves; Passeriformes; Estrildidae.
UGUGGCAGCAGGAGCUGCGUGGAGGAGAGGACCUCUGCCCAGGACCGAGGGGGAGAAUGGGAUGAGCAGAGCCGGCCGAAAGGAGCAUUUCCCACCAUGAAUGGGUUCCCAAACUGCUCUGCCAACUACACCAGGAUCUGGAAUCAUUACUUGGUGCUGGCCCUGGGCAUCCCCCAGCUGACCAUCAACGUCGUCUCCAUCAUCUUCAACUGCACCGUCAUCUUCACCCGCCUGGCCACCCGGGACCUGCACAAGCCCAUCUCCAUCCUCUUCUGCAACCUGGCUGUCUCUGACCUCUUCACCAGCUUCUCUGGCUUCUGGAUUUCCAUGCUGUUCAUCACCAACCCCGACAUCACCAUCUUUGGCUCCCAGGACAUGCUGGCUCCCUACUCCCUGUACACCACGUCCAUCCUGUCCACCAUCUACAACCUGGUGAGCAUCGGCAUCGAGCGCUACCUGGCCGUGGCCGCCAGCAUGAGGACGAGGUUCCGGGUGGCCAGGAACCACUCCAUCGCCGUGGUCUUCAUCAGCUGGCUGCUGGCUUUCUUCCUGGGCUGCCUGCCCCUGAUGGGCUGGAACUGCCUGCAGGCGGAGAGCAACGUCUCGGUGCUCUACAGCCCCUUCUGCGUCAGCUACCUCGUCUUCAUCGCCAUGCCCAACGUGGCCGUGGCCUUCCUCGUGCCCCUCUUCACCUACCUGCGGAUCAUCAUCAUCCUGAGGAAGAGGAAGCUGAGGAUGCAGGCGUGCGGCCAAGCCACGGGCACCUACAGGUCGGCGGAGACGCAGGUGGCCAGGACCAGCAUCUCCAUCUGGCUGCUGGCCCUGGUGUCCUACGCGCCCUUCCUGGCCGGCGUCGUCUUCGACGCCGUCAACCAGCGCUGCCACGGGGAGCUGUACCCCGGGGUGUACAUCUUCAGGAACUGCACGGCCAUGCUGAUCACCCUCACCUGCCUGGGCAACCCCCUGCUCUACACGCUGAGGCUGAAGGCGCUGCGGGGCCUCGCGGCCGGCCGCGCCUGCGCCAUCGGCCACGGCUGACCCCGGGCUGGGGGCUGCGGUGGCUUUGGGGUGCUGCUGAGCCCAGUGCCGUGCCUGUUCCUGCUGGAUGUUCCAUUCUGUGCCCUCCAGACUGGCUCUGAGAGCGGAGGUGGGGAGAAGAUGAAGCACGGGGGCUCCUCUGGAAGCAGCACUCCACGUUCUGCGCUGCACGCUGCUGUGUGGGCACGGACGGAGCAGAACAGAGAGCUCCCUUGCUUUUUAGUUAGUUUAGCCACUGAGGCAGAGAAGGUUUCCCUGGGCUGUUGUUUUUUCUUUCCCUUUUCUUGGAACUGUUGGAACCUGCUCCGGACCAGGACCUGGGGAGCAGCGAGAGGUGGAUUGGAAACGCAGUGAAGCCGGUGGGAAGAAUGCUGAUGUCUGACUCCAGUUCAGGCUGAAUGAUUUCUUUGUUAUAACUAUACUACAAUACAUUAAUAUACUAUUUAAAGGAGAUACUCAAACUACAAACCUACUUUUCUAACUCCUAUAUCUAACAACUCACAACUCGUGACUGUCUCGCUCUAGUCCAGCCCCAGGUGGGUUGAAUUGGCCACCAGCUCAAACAAUCCUCACCAGAAUCCAGCC